This is a messenger RNA of Micropterus salmoides (largemouth bass), 1932 nucleotides long. RefSeq names its product chromobox homolog 3b (gene cbx3b). The transcript has 5 exons. Gene Ontology annotation, molecular function: chromatin binding. Bases 207 to 779 code for a protein of 190 amino acids. Gene Ontology annotation, biological process: chromatin organization; negative regulation of transcription by RNA polymerase II. The record is from RefSeq and is a predicted model, not a curated record. NCBI's taxonomy places the organism in Eukaryota, Metazoa, Chordata, Actinopteri, Centrarchiformes, Centrarchidae. Gene Ontology annotation, cellular component: pericentric heterochromatin; nucleus.
CAUGAAAAGUUGUUUCGCUCAUGUAAACACGCAGACCGACACGUUCGCGCACAGAGCAGCAUCGAAGGCGCUGUGUGCAUGUAGGUUCCAGCGACAAGCUCCAAACAGAGCAGUGCAGCACCGCAGCAGGUUGUCCGCCGAGAUUAAGUAAACAUCGAAAGCGUACGUGCAUAUUGUUCAGUGUAGCGUCUCGUGCAGCACUCAGGAUGAGAAAGAAGCAGACUGCCAAACAGAGGAAGACAGAGGAGACUACAGUUGUGCAGGAGUUCGUGGUGGAAAAAAUAAUUCGCCGCAGAAUCUUCAAUGGAAGAGUGGAAUACUUCCUGAAGUGGAAAGGCUUCACUGAUGCAGAAAACACUUGGGAACCUGAGGACAAUCUGGACUGCCCUGAACUCAUUGAAGAGUUCCUGAGAAGCACCCAUUUCUCAGGGGAGAAUGAGGAAGAGGAAACUGAAGAGUUCAUUCCCAAAGAAGAAAUGACAGAGCAAGAGAGGGAAAUUUCUCAGCAGCAGGCUCACACUGCGCAGUGCAACAACGACGUCCUCGAGACAAACGAUGAGCAGUCAGACAAGCCCACUAACAUCACCACUUACCUCGAGCCUGAAUGCAUCAUCGGCUCCACAGACAGACAGGGAGAGCUCAUGUUCCUAGUCAAAUGGAAGAACUCCGAUGAUGUGGCCCUGCUGCCGGCUCGUGAAGCCAGCGCCAGGUGUCCCCAGGUGGUCAUCAACUUCUAUGAGCAGAAGCUGACGUGGCACUGCGGAGACGAGGAGCAGUGAAGUGUGUGUGUUUUGUGUGUGUGUUUGGGGGUGGGGGGGGAUUGUGUACAGAGGCGAACUGAUAACACAGCUGUGAUCUCACCUGAAGCUUAGUUUGACCUCCAUCGAGUGUCCUCCUUCAGCUGACUUUAGAGGCACACUGUGUGAAAUUAUAUUCCCGCUGCAGGUGGAGUUUCACAUACUGGCAGGUGCUCAAGAUCGUCAGCGGGGAUGGAUUUAAAGUGCUCUCGUACCUGCGGUGCUCAACGAGGUCUCUGUACCUUUGUGGGGACUGAUGGAGACUAAAACUAACCUUUGUGUAGAGCAGCUGAUUUGAGGUCAGACUAACCUGUAGCAAUGUUGGUGUUGUGUAAGCAGACACUAUCACUGUGGACAUGUGUUUUGUUUUUAUUGUUAUAUAGUAAUUUAGUAUUUAUAGACCUGUUUGGCUACAAGGAUCUUUGUUGUUUGGUGUGUGCUUUGUAUCUUGUAUAGCAACACUGUGUAGGCAGAGUGAACUAACUGCUGUCAGAUGCGUACCUACAGUCCACGUAGCUAUUAUUUAGAGCUGAAGAUUGUAGACCUGUUCUCCAAACUUUUGUUGUUUGAACUUGUAUUGCGUGAGGUGUUUUAUAGCCACAGCAUUUAAUGUGCAUUUACAUGUAUCUGUAUGACCCUUGUGGUUGAUGUAAAAAUAUUUUAAAAUUUCCCCAUAUUUUCAGUCAGCUGCUAAGUACCAAAUGUUCUAUUCUCCUCUGUAUUGAAUGAAAUAUUGUGGAGUUUUUAAAAUAUUAUAUGGUGCUUACACUUGGUGAAAUCCAGGCAAAGUUACUCAAAAGGUCAUAAUAAACAAAUUAUAAAGUAAAUCUUUUGAGAUAUACACACAAAGGUUUGUGCACCUAUGGUGGCUAAUAAGAUUGUUAAAUGUAGCACUUUAAAUAUUAGACUGUCCAAUUGUGCUGGGCAUUGUCUUCCAGUAAUUACACCUGUCCACAUAUAUGAUACCUGUAUCCUAAUGGCACCGCCCUGACUUGACAUAUCUCCCAUGACUGUUAUGGGACACUCUGCUGAACCUUAAACCUCCUAAAACACACCUGCUACUGAAUUACUGUGUAACUGUUGACCAUGGAUCUGUGAAGUCUCUGUGAAUAAAUGAAACCUUUUGUGAAGCUUU